Saccharomycodes ludwigii is the source of this 1020-nucleotide messenger RNA. It is a transcript of the gene KAR4, whose product is annotated as Kar4p. The record is from RefSeq and is a predicted model, not a curated record. The coding region runs from base 1 to 1020 and encodes 339 amino acids. Gene Ontology annotation, molecular function: mRNA binding. Gene Ontology annotation, cellular component: nucleus; RNA N6-methyladenosine methyltransferase complex. The transcript has a single exon. Lineage: Eukaryota; Fungi; Ascomycota; Saccharomycetes; Saccharomycodales; Saccharomycodaceae.
AUGCAUCAAGAAAACGUUUUCCGUUCGCCAAUGAAUAAUACUAGUGGUAAUGUCAAUUCAUCCUUUAUUAACCCCAUAUUAGCUGAUAAUCCUUCAUCGGAAUACCAGCCACGCAAUAACAAUAAAAAGGGUAAUAACAACAAUGCUACCAAUGAUUAUACUGAUAAUUAUAUUCAUACAGGUUCAUUUCCUCAACAGCACAUCAAAAAUAGAAAUAAUUCAGUAGAAGGCUAUCCCAAGUUACAAAGAUUAUUUGAUUUAAAGAGAGGACAAGUGGAAGAACACUCCGUUAAACCAUAUGGGUGUAGGGUAGAUAUUGAUCAGAUGUGUUCCGUUUUAAAUAGGUGGAUAUUCAAGGAUAAAUUAUCUUUUGAUGUUGUGAUGAUUGGUUGUUUAACAGAUAAUCAAUUUAUUUAUCCACUCUUAACCCAAUUGCCAAUUAAUAAGUUGGUUUCUAGACCAGGAUUCUUAUUUUUAUGGUCAAGCGCACAAAAAAUUAAUGAGUUGAGUAAAUUAUUGAAUAACGAAGCUUGGGCCAAAAAAUUCAGAAGGAGUGAAGAAUUAGUAUUUGUUCCUGUUGAUAAAAAUUCUCCGUUUUAUCCUGGUUUGAACGAAGACGAUGAGCCAUUGUUUGAGAAAAUGCAAUGGCACUGUUGGAUGUGUAUUACAGGUACAGUUAGAAGAGCUACAGAUGGUCAUUUAAUUCAUUGUAAUGUAGAUACUGAUUUGGCCCUUGAAAACGAUACAACUAUAAAUAACGCUGUACCAGGACAACUAUAUAAAGUUGCUGAAAAUUUUUCCACCGCUACAAGACGUCUACAUAUUAUACCAUCUAGAACAGGUUUAAACACACCUGUUAGACCAAGGCGUGGCUGGGUUAUUAUGAGUCCAGAUAUUUUGUUGGAUAAUUUUGAUGCAAAAUCUUAUAAAGGGGCUGUUGAUAAAGUUGGCCUAAACCUACCGCAAAAUCCAGAAAUUGAAAUUUUGAGACCUAAAAGUCCUGUUCAGAAGAAAAAUUAA